This is a messenger RNA of Cylicocyclus nassatus, 1349 nucleotides long. Lineage: Eukaryota; Metazoa; Nematoda; Chromadorea; Rhabditida; Strongylidae. The record is from the annotation of a GenBank genome assembly.
GACCUUGCAGAAUGAGUGCUGACUCGGAAGCAACGCCUACCCAGGUCAGCCAACCGCCGGUGAAGGAAGAGGAGGCGAAUAUGGCAAACUCAGAUGUCAAAGCAGAAAUGGAUGCGUCAUUUGAAAGCCAGGCUUCGUUAUAUAGUGAAAGGUCAAAAAGAAGACGCUAUAAAGCAAAAAGGGACAAGAAGCCUAGCGCAACUGGCCGCACUUGGACGAAAGUUGAAGAUCCUCACGCUCCACGCAAGCCUCGGUCAGGUUACGUACAUUUCUUGAGUGCUCGUCGUUCAAAAUAUGGUACUGUCAAGCAAGGAUGUGAUCAAAAGAGCAUCAACAUGGCUUUAGCUGCCGAAUGGCAGGGUCUUAGUGACGAGGAACGAAAGCCAUUUCUCGAUCUUGCAACGAAGGAGCGACAGCAGUAUGAAGUAGAGCUAAAAGCUUACGAGAAGACUGAUCAUUAUAGGGAAUUCAUGGUGAGUCUUGUAGAAAAGAAAGAGCGGAUACUGAGACUGAGAAAGCAACGGCGAAAGUUAGGUGUUGACACUAAGGAAGAGUUUGACGAGUCCUUGGACUUGGAAGAUUCAUUGCUGGAAGAUUCCAAGAAGAACGUGAAAAGUCCACCGACAGAAAAAAGCACCACAUCUGAGCCAAUCGUGGCGCCCAAGAUUCCUAACUCAAACAUAUCGAUCUUCAGUUCAGAGUUUCUCGAGUACAAUAAAAACCGGGAAUCUCAGUUACGAUCGAUUCGUCGAGAAAUUGGUGUCGCUGAGGCUGAGCGGGAGGCUAUGCAACGAACAAUUGAGAAAAUGCAAGCAAACAAUGCUGCGCUUGAGUCUCAGGCCGCAAAUGACAAGAAAAUGGCAAAAGAAGCAGAUCGCAUUAUCGAGUGCUGGAUGCGAGUUUUGAGAAGCGCUAUGAGCGAAACAAUGAGAGAAUAUAACCUUCAAUCCCCUGAGGAAACGGUUACGUUUCUCACUAAACUAGCUAAUGGUGAUGCUCCUAACGAAGAUGUGCUCCAAGCCGUAAAAGAAGUCAUACAAAGCGCUUCGUUUCUACUGCCAAAAUAGUCGUCGUCAUUGCUUGUUCCGAUUAUAUUUUCACUUACUGGUGAUUCUUUCCUUUUACUGCAUGUGUCGCUUUUACCGUUGAUGUUUUACUUGCUGCAGGGCGUUGUUGUCAAUUCAUUUGUUUCUGGACCACUUCUCAAGUCUAUUUUGACGCUCAGUUCUGUUUUAUUGUCGAUGGAUUAUAUAACACUCAGUGUUGAAUCUUUAGCACUCGUUUGAUGAGUGUUGUUGAUGCUAAUGUGAUCUCAUACAGUUUUAUGCCAUCAACUGCAAAAAUAAAUA